GUCACCCAAGCAGUACCAUUGGCGUCUUACGUUAUAGGGCUCUUACGUUAUACUACUUUACCCACAAUCCAGCACAUGUAUAGUUUCAGUGCCGCCAUGUUGUAGGAAAUCCGUUUGUGGUGGAUUGGGGUUUAAUCCGAGUGAAGACGGACGGGGUCUGGAAGAUUGAACGGAUCGCUGUAAAAUCCAUACCAAAUAGGCCAAAAAAAAUGAAAUAGAUCAAGACGAUUGACAUUUUCUUUAACUAAGCAGAGUGAAAUUAACUAUUUGGCUUGAUACCCAAGAGGAACGUUACGGGGUUUUUUUUCCCCACUUAUGCAUCUAAGUAACAUUUUUCGUUUGCUGGUUUAGGUUAGCUAGCUAAUUCUGUCAGAAAUUGACAGCAACUGGAGAGCUAACGUUACCGAAGGACAUAGAAGGCAUUCGAGCAAGGAAAGCGUCCCCCUUACCCCUUCCCCUCUCUGCUUUCACCUCGCACCCAACCUGUGCGAAGAAACCCAGUUUAAGGUGCUAACGUUAGCUACCGGUUUAGAUUUUGGGGCAAAGGAAUUCAGAUCGCUUGCUCGCUAGCUAAUUGAUCUUGCACGGAGGAAUUGGCUAGCUAAACUGUAGCUGGCCAGAUAGCUGUAUUUUUUCUCUCGCACAUUUCCUGGCGUGAAACGAAGUGAAACAUGUCAGUGAAGGAGCAGAACAAGCAGUCCACCACCGAACGGCCAAUUAAAGCCGUGCCGUACCCCCCCACCACACGCCUCUCCAUGAAGGAGCUGUACGAGGAGGGCAAGCCCAGGGUGGAGGUGCUGAAGACCCACCUGGUGAAGGAGGGCCGUCUGGAGGAGGAGGCAGCCCUCCGCAUCAUCAAUGACGGGGCGGCCAUCUUACGCCAGGAGAAGUGCAUGCUGGAGGUGGAGGCUCCAAUCACAGUGUGUGGAGAUGUCCAUGGGCAGUUCUUCGAUCUGAUGAAGCUCUUUGAGGUGGGCGGGUCCCCCAACAACACGCGCUAUCUGUUUCUGGGAGAUUAUGUGGACCGGGGAUACUUCAGUAUUGAGUGUGUUCUGUACCUGUGGACCCUGAAGAUCAACCAUCCCACCACACUCUUCCUGCUCAGAGGGAACCACGAGUGCCGACAUCUCACAGAGUACUUCACCUUCAAACAGGAGUGUAAAAUAAAGUAUUCGGAGCGCGUCUAUGAUGCCUGUAUGGAUGCGUUCGACUGCCUGCCCCUCGCCGCCCUCCUAAAUCAGCAGUUCCUGUGUGUCCAUGGCGGUCUGUCCCCCGAAGUCAGCUGCUUAGACGACAUCAGGAAAUUGGACAGGUUUAAGGAGCCGCCAGCCUUCGGGCCCAUGUGUGACCUCCUGUGGUCCGACCCGGGGGAGGACUACGGCAGCGAGAAGACCGCAGAACACUUCAGCCACAACAGCGUGCGUGGCUGCUCCUACUUCUACAGUUACCCGGCAGUAUGCGACUUCCUGCUGAAUAAUAACUUGUUAUCAGUAAUAAGAGCCCAUGAAGCCCAGGAUGCGGGGUACCGCAUGUACAGAAAGAGUCAGACCACAGGUUUCCCCUCAUUAAUCACAAUCUUUUCAGCACCAAACUACUUGGAUGUCUACAACAACAAAGCUGCAGUGUUGAAGUACGAGAAUAACGUGAUGAACAUCCGCCAGUUUAACUGCUCCCCUCACCCGUACUGGCUCCCUAACUUCAUGGACGUGUUCACCUGGUCCCUGCCCUUCGUGGGAGAGAAAGUGACGGAGAUGCUGGUGAACGUUCUGAACAUCUGCUCGGACGACGAGCUCAUGUCCGAGGGCGACGACACCUGUGAAGGUGGGACCCCAGCCGUGCGGAAGGAGGUGAUCCGGAACAAGAUCCGCGCCAUCGGCAAGAUGGCCAGAGUGUUCUCUGUGUUACGAGAGGAGAACGAGAGCGUGCUGCAGCUGAAGGGGUUAACUCCCACAGGGACCCUGCCGCUGGGCGUGCUGUCAGGGGGGCGGCAGACUCUUCAGAGCGCCACCGCAGAGGCAGCAGAGGCUAGAGCCAUCCAAGGCUUCAACCCCCAGCACAAGAUCCAGAGUUUCGAGGAGGCGCGCGGGCUGGACCGGAUCAACGAGAGGAUGCCCCCUCGCAAGGACGCCAAGCAGCCGGACGGCCUGUCCAUCAACACCGCCAUCGCUCCCGACAACAACGGGACCAAUGCACAGGCGUAGAGCCCCCCCCUAGCCCCCCCCUCCCCCAGAGCCACGACCACCUCCGCUCUCAUUCGCUCCUAACAGCCCUCUGCUGGAGUCCUGCUGCACUGCCGUGGGAAGCACGAAACAGCCCAAAACGACACCAGACCAACCACAGCAAAAUGCCCCCAAACAAAACCGAUCAUCAUUUUUAUUUAUUUAUUGAGCUAUAAUAACACUUUAAUAUCUGUAUGUAAUAGCUGGGAGUAAAUGAAUAAAAUGGUAUAUCUAAAUAUGUACAUAAAUAUAUAUGGGGGGAGGGGGGGCCCGAAGGAAAACCAUGGCAACAGUAUCCAUCGACGAUCUCAUCUUUGUAGAACUGAACUGAUGUAGGAGAUUAAUGUUACACACGCAUUUCUUUGGUUCAGAAGCUGGAGUUAAAGGUGUUGGGAGGCAAGUCCGUAAGGGAAGCAAAGGACGAAGAGUAACGGGAAGAGGAAAAUAAUGAGCACGGAAUAUUGUUUAAUGAAAUUUUUUUUUUGCAAAGGCAUUAAAGUAAUUGCAUGGGUCAUGUUGGCAUACGUUGGAAGGUUUUAGACUAAUUUACCACUGCUUUAUGUUCGAUACAGGUAUACAUGUUACACGUUACCAACGAAUGCUCCCUUGUCCCUAAAUGUAAGAAUUUAUGUUUUUUGGUUAGUUUUAUUUUCUUUUUUCUAGCCCCGUUAUAUCUGUCUGUACUUGAGCUUGUAAUGAUUGGUAUUUGUGGCCUCUUGGCUUUGCAGAAGCACGUGGACCCGCGUGUUCUCCCUCCAAAUUUAAGUUCCAGCCCUUGCUUACCCAUCCACUGCUGCCCACAGGCUGCUCACAUUGAGGCUAAUUUUUACGUGUGUUGGUUUCUGUACUGUAAUCGCUUUAAUCCCGUUGAUACUGUAUUUUCUUGGUCAUUUUCCACCGUGUCCCCACAGUAUUUCUAGACUGAAUGCAGCCGGUGGACUUCCUUCCCCCACUGUUUUGGCGGGAAGCGUUAAAGUAUGCCGAAUCCAGGGCACCUCAGCCUAGCACGACGUCUGAUGCCUCCCUGGGAGUGAGAAGGGUAUUUUUGGAGAGAUAACAGUAUUCACCAGGCAGUGGAGGGAACUUUUCCGUUCUCCUACAUCUCAGCUGGUGUGUGGUGAGCACUCUGGCACAAAAUGGCUGCCGUUGCAUAACCCAGGUGUGUGCAGCACAUUGGUGGUGGUUGCGGCGAGUUUCCCCCUCAUCACUGUAAAGCUCUUUGAAUGUGAGAAAAGCGGUAUAUAACUGCAACUAUCUGUCUGUUCUUUUCUGUUCUUUUACUGUAAAAUUGUUUCACUCCAUGCUGCCCAAUCACAGCUCUGUUCUAGAUGGGUGGGAGUCUCACACUGUAAAGAUGGAUGGAUAAUCGCAGUUCUAUAGCGUGUAUAUCAGACUCAAAGCGUGAUGAGGCGGAAUCUCGCCUCAACCACCACCAAUGUGCAGCACACACCUGGGUUAUGCAACGGCAGCCAUUUUGUGCCAGAGUGCUCGCCACGCACCAGCUGAGAUGGCGAGGCAGAAAAACAAGCCUCCAGCACUGACCUGUCCCUGAAGCAGCGCUGGCACUUCCUGGGAGGUAAACGGGCAGAGCGGCGUACUUCCUGCUGUAUCACAGCUGUAUUGCAGGAUGCGGACAGUCGGGAGAACUGUUCUCUGGAUCUGGGGCGCUCAGGGUUUGGGUCCGGCUGCAAACGGGUGGGUUCUGUGGAUAGACGUCAGGAAGGGACACUCGACGGUUAUUCAUUUGUAGCGAUCCUUCGUCUUUCGGUUCUUGUCCUACGAAAACGCGCUCAUCGAGCGAAUCCACUGUAAAAUGGCCGACGUAGGAAGGGAAAGCUACGUCAGUCGCCCUGGGCGAGCAUGCGCACCACCCUUCAUGCCAAGUAGAGUAGUGCCCCACCCGAUCACUGAGGUGGGGGGAAACAGACUGCCAGGCAGUAUCACGAGAAGACUCAUUGUGUUUGGAACAGACCUGGGUGAAAAACGUGACUGUUUUGGAUCCAAAUACUUUCCCACGGUUGAAUGAGCUCAUCCAAGCUUGUGUGGAAACCUAUGAAAUACUCUCAAAAAGUGCAAACCUCACCUUCUGGUCUUCUUGGUUGGCUCAGUUGCACCAGGAAAGGUCCAUCAAGCACAAAAAAGGAAUUUGAAUCAAAAACAAUGAUGUAUUCGACCAGGGUCUGGUCUGGGUAGUAAUAGGUGUCCUAAAUUGGGCACACCCGUCGUGGGGUGUAGAUACGGAGUGGCUUUGUCAGGCUUGUGGCCUGAGAGGUGACGGUUGAAUGUAUGCGGGUACAGAGCGAACAUGAAGCCAAAGAACUGUCCUCGUCCUGCUGGGCACGUUGGAUUGGUUGACAGAGUUCUGCAGUCGCUCUGCUGGUUCUUAUGGCCCAUACACACCAACAACUAUACCUAUAAUAUAACCAUAACUAUAAGCAUAACUAUAACCACGACAAUCUGAGCAUCCACACUGCUGAACGAUAACCUUAUUUAAAUAGUCUCCCGGCUAUUUACUCAUCUACCAUUUUGAACGUGACGCCCUGUAAAUUCGAAUGGAUUUUGAUUGGCUGUCGGUGUUUUAUCAUUCUUGCGGUUGGAAAAAAAAAAAUCUCUCAAAGUGAUCCCAACGAUAUCGUUCCUCACUCUCGUUGUCGUUAUAGUUGUGGUGUCAACUCCGGCAUCCACUUGAGCAAGCGAUUUUUGAAACGACACAUUUAUAGUUAUCGUUGUUGGUGUGGAUGGACCUUUACUCAUGGGCACAGCUCAUUGUGUAGUAACCAUGGUAAUCUGUUGCUUCAUGGGUAAAAGGGGAGGGUUCAUCCGGGGGGGGGGGGGGGGGUUGGACUCCAGGGGCAGUCCAGAAUGAUUUUCUUUCUUAUUUUUUUCCCCCCUUUGGAUUCUAUAUUUGUGUUGUUGCAGGGUGCCCUCUCUGUACUGUAGAAAAUGGGCUCUACAGGGCGGACUCAUCCUGCAGGUUACAUUUAAGAGGAAAAUGCGCUUUAGUGUGUG
Conger conger (European conger) is the source of this 5228-nucleotide messenger RNA. It is a transcript of the gene ppp3ccb, whose product is annotated as protein phosphatase 3, catalytic subunit, gamma isozyme, b. The transcript is spliced from 14 exons. The coding region runs from base 672 to 2201 and encodes 509 amino acids. Gene Ontology annotation, biological process: calcineurin-mediated signaling. NCBI's taxonomy places the organism in Eukaryota, Metazoa, Chordata, Actinopteri, Anguilliformes, Congridae. Gene Ontology annotation, cellular component: calcineurin complex; cytoplasm. Gene Ontology annotation, molecular function: calmodulin binding; calmodulin-dependent protein phosphatase activity. The record is from RefSeq and is a predicted model, not a curated record.